Cotesia congregata is the source of this 1191-nucleotide messenger RNA. The record is from the annotation of a GenBank genome assembly. NCBI's taxonomy places the organism in Eukaryota, Metazoa, Arthropoda, Insecta, Hymenoptera, Braconidae.
GAACAGAAAAUGGCAGCAGCAAUGGAUCCCGUCCGGGAAAAAGCUCUGCAAGAUUAUAGAAAAAAACUUAUGGAACACAAAGAAAUUGAGUCACGGCUAAAAGAAAUGCGAGAACAUCUCAAAGACCUUACCAAACAAUAUGACAAAUCGGAAAAUGAUCUUAAAGCACUCCAAAGUGUAGGCCAGAUUGUUGGAGAAGUAUUGAAGCAGCUGACUGAAGAAAAAUUUAUUGUCAAAGCGACCAAUGGUCCACGUUAUGUUGUUGGAUGCAGACGUCAACUGGAUAAAAAUAAAUUAAAGUCAGGAACCAGAGUAGCUCUUGACAUGACUACUUUGACUAUUAUGCGGUAUUUGCCCCGCGAAGUUGAUCCUUUGGUCUACAAUAUGUCUCACGAAGAUCCUGGUGAUGUUACAUAUUCAGCUAUCGGAGGAUUAAGUGAACAGAUUCGAGAGUUGCGAGAGGUUAUAGAGCUGCCUCUAUUGAAUCCAGAACUCUUCCAACGAGUAGGAAUCACUCCACCAAAAGGAUGUCUUUUGUAUGGACCUCCUGGAACUGGAAAAACAUUGUUGGCCCGAGCUGUAGCUAGUCAACUUGAUGCUAAUUUCCUCAAAGUUGUCUCCAGUGCUAUAGUUGAUAAGUACAUCGGAGAAUCUGCUCGACUGAUUCGAGAAAUGUUUAAUUAUGCUCGCGAUCAUCAGCCUUGUAUUAUAUUUAUGGAUGAAAUUGAUGCUAUUGGUGGUCGACGAUUUUCUGAGGGUACUAGUGCGGAUCGUGAAAUUCAAAGAACCCUUAUGGAAUUAUUGAAUCAAAUGGACGGUUUUGAUUCUUUGGGUCAAGUUAAAAUGAUCAUGGCGACUAAUAGACCAGAUACUCUCGAUCCAGCUUUGUUACGACCAGGAAGAUUAGAUAGAAAAAUUGAAAUUCCGUUGCCUAAUGAACAGGCACGUUUGGAAAUUCUUAAAAUUCACGCACUUCUAAUCGCUAAGCAUGGAGAAAUUGAUUAUGAAGCAGUUGUUAAACUAUCGGAUGGAUUCAACGGAGCUGAUCUGCGUAAUGUCUGCACAGAAGCAGGGUUAUUUGCAAUUCGUUUAGAACGAGAAUAUGUUAUUCAGGAAGACUUUAUGAAAGCCGUCAGAAAAGUUUCUGACAAUAAGAAGUUGGAGUCUAAGUUGGACUACAAACCAGUAUAA